UAUUAAAUAAGUUAAGUUUACGUGACUUGAGAGGUUAGAAAUCUGCUGCAACUCCUUGUCUAAAUUUUUCUCUACAUAAUUUACUCCAUUUAUGCGAAACGAACAUUCAUGAUUUGAUUCAGGCGAGUGUUAAAACUUGAUAUCUAUACUCGCCCCCUCCCCACCGCCUAAAGGCUGUUCUAGAACCCCAAACCAGCCAUCAGUUGCUGUCAAUGACGUCAUAGAACACCACAACAAAUGUUGUAAACACAUCGCCGCUAGUCGUCAGCCAGAGCAGACGUGAACCGUCACCGCUCCAGCUCACCGCCGCGAUUUUCUCAGAAACCUCAAUAAAGAUUUGUCUUACACUAACAAUUCUUUAUCCACAGCUCGUUCGAGACCGCAGGGCUUAAGCCGCAAGACCAGUGAAGUACAGUGUGAAGCUGUUGUACUAGCAGAUUCACCCGCCAGGAGGCGCUAUUUCACUUCGAGAUCAACAUCAACUUCGUCAUGUCUUGCUGCAUCAGCCACGAUACCGAUCCACCCUAGGUGUAGAUCAGGACGACGUGCCAUCGCUUCGUCCAAGGCUACCAGCUUCGGUAGAUUUCGGCAGACUUCGGCCUCCCUCGUCAACUCCCGCCAACUAACAUCACCGACGAGAGCCAAGUUCGCCCGUCCGUAGCAAACCAAAGACUCGUUAUAUAGUUCAUGAAUAGACUGUUAUGUUGUUGUAAAAAGUUUCCAAAAUCCCAAAAAAAUGAAUAGAAUAGAUGAUAAGUUAGAUACUGGCGCUAGUGCUAGUGCUAGUAAUGUUAGUAAUAGUGUUGGGCUAGGUCCCUCACUAAGCGUUACGCGCCCCUCCCCUGCGCAGUCUAACACCGAUGUAUCGAAAUAUGCAGAGGAACUGAGCAAAGACCCUACAGUCCUCCGCAGCGCGAACAGCAUCAGCAGGCUGUUCAAGGGUGGCUCCAAAAACAACGUCACCACCAUUUUUGCGAAAAAUCUGAUCGAAUCCGCCACUGAAGACCUGCAGAUUGAAAUCGAAUCUUGCUCGUCUAUGUCUAGCGGCAGUUGUGAGUCUGGUAUGGACAUGAUGGACUCCGUUCUUAACAUAACCGGACUCAUCCACGCCGAGAAAAACCGCAUCAAGGGCGAACGGUCAAGGGAGGAUGUCGGCCUCCUCUCGCAGAUCGCGAAGUUCAAGCCGGAGUUUCGUGCGACGACCGAGACUCACCAGAGAGAGAGUACUCACGAGCUCGCGCAGAGACGCGACUCUCAGGGACAUGACACAAUGGCUUACCUGCACAAAGGGUACUCCCUGACUAGGCUCUCAGAUCUGAGACAGGGAAAGAUCCGAACCGUGACGGGGAAGACACUGCGGAUCAAGUGCUCCAAGGAGAACGAAAUCCUCCGCCAGAAGAUGAUCUAUAACGCCAGACAGGAGUUGGCCCCUCCGAAAAAGAAGAAGUUCAAAACCGUCGCUAAGGCGGUCGCCUGGACCGUCAGAAAUAGGCUGGCGUUCAUGAAGGGUGACCAAAAAACCAAGGAACAGGAGGAAGAGGAGAAGCUACAGAAGUUGGCAAAGAUCACCGUCACAAACAUCAUCAAAAACGCCGUCAAGAAGGUUGAGUUAGAGGAGAGGAAGGAGGCCAUAAGGGAAGAAAGGCGCCGUCGAGCCAACCGCAGAAAGAUCACCAAGACUCCGAACUACUUCGGGGAGCUGGAGGACUUUCCCGACCCGACCCCGUGGGUGCAAAAGUACGACAAGAACCACAACAAGGAUAACAAAGCGCUGACGUACCUGGUCCGAGAGAUCCAGAGGGACAUCAAGGAGAACGAGUUAGGCCCUCCACGACCCGGCCUGGAGCUGCCUUGCACCAACCUCUCCCUGAGGCACUCCAAACACUCCGAUCUCAACCUGGCGCGUCAUGGGGACGACACUGAGGAGGAGCCGACCAUCCUCAGCGGGCGAAAGAAUUCCACCAUCCACUUCGGAGACAUCACAAAGAUUGAAGACUCCGACACUUCUGAAGUAAGAGAAGAAGAUAAGCUCAGCAUCGCCGCUGGAGGAGCGCCUGCUGAGCCGCAAACAGUCAAGUCCGCACUGAAGCCCUCGAAGACAGACAUCCCUCGAACUGGGAAAGAGUCGACGAGCAAGCCAGAUUAUCUUGGCGGGAAAUCUGGCAGCUCAAGUGUCACCCGAGAGGCAAAGGGAGCUGGAAUGAUCGGGCUUUUCCCGGCAACCGAUAUCCCUUCCAGUAAGAAGUCCCCUAAAUCGGGUGGGAUCCUCAAGGACGACAAGAAAAAGGGUGUCAAGGGUUCUGUCCAGAAGGGCCAGGGUACCGAGAUGUCCCCCGCUCUCACCGAUGAGACGCGUACUCAAGCAAGGCAGUCCUCAAGCCAGGACGCAGAAGUCGCCCUCAGCUCGGCCGCUGCAGAUGAGCCCGUGCCCAUCUGGACGAAGGCGCCCAAGGAGAAAAAGUCGUGGACCUCUCAAGACAAACCACGAGACAUGACCGACCCUAGAGUCGACGCUCCUUACAUGUUGCGCUCUUUGACCGAAGUCCGGUCAGGUAAAAGCGCAGAAGAAAUGGAAGAGCCUCCCCCUGCGCCAAGAAGUUCCGAAUGUCUUAUCAAGCGCGUGGAAGGCCUGAGUUCAUCUGGAUCGUCCGGAGGGACACCUGACGCAGAACCAGUCGAGAAGAUGCCUGCCCAAAGGCAAGCAGGGCUGCCCAAAGAAGGCGCUAGAGUCAGAGCCACGGCCGUGGCAGACUCGGGGGCAGUGGUACCCUACAGUGCGGACGACGGCGUCAGGACAGCCGUUCAAAAAAUCACUGUCGCCGUGACAGAAGGGAUGAUGGCGACGAACCCUCACCUCCGCAUUCUGAACCGCGCCGUCUCGAUCGUCGACCCUGUGAUGCAGGCAACCGAGGCCAUGCUCUUCCACCCGACACUUCUAGGAGACCUGAUACACCAGGGACAAGGCGGUGGUACCUUCAUGAGGAGCACGACAGCUUCUAACAAAAUGACGCACAAGACUAAGGUCACAAAGGGCGACGAAACGGUGGAAAAUGUGGCAGAAGCCAGCGAAACAUUGGCUACUAUGGAGGCUGGUCACAUCCCUGCACCGCCACCGCUACCGACUCGGGAGCAACUCAGGCGGGCAACGCUGCCACCCAUGGAACUUCUGAUGUCAGGAAUCUCACAUGGAUCCGGACUGGUUCCUUCUCCUCCUGCAUUGCCACCUAUGGAACUUCUAAUGUCCGGAAUCUCGUAUGGGUUCGGAGGAGUCACUCAGCCCACGCCGACUUCAAUGUUGUCCCCAAACCAGGGACAAGGUGGCGGCACGUUUAUGCGGAGCACGACGGCUUCCAACAAGAUGACACACAAGACUAAAGUCACAAAGGGCGACGAAACAGUGGAAAAUGUGGCGGAGGCAAGCGAAACGUUGGCUACUGUGGAGGCUGGCCACAUCCCUGCUCCACCACCGCUACCGACUCGGGAGCAACUCAGGCGGGCAAGUCUUGCACAAGCCGUGGUCCACCCGCUGGUGCAUGGGGUAGGGUUCGGACGAGUCCCCUCGCCCCCAGCUUUGCCGCCUAUGGAGUUACUGAUGUCCGGAAUCUCACAUGAAUCCGGACUGGUCCCUCCCCCUCCAGCGCUGCCACCCAUGGAACUUCUGAUGUCAGGAAUCUCACAUGGAUCCGGACUGGUUCCUUCUCCUCCUGCAUUGCCACCUAUGGAACUUCUAAUGUCCGGAAUCUCGCAUGGGCUCGGAGGAGUCACUCAGCCCCCACCGACUUCAAUGUUGUCCCGAGGCCAUGGACAAGGUGGCGGUACCUUCAUGAGGAGCACGACAGCUUCUAACAAGAUGACACACAAGACUAAGGUCACAAAGGGCGACGAAACGGUGGAAAAUGUGGCAGAAGCCGGUCAAACAGUGGCUACUAUGGAGGCUGGCCACAUCCCUGCUCCACCACCGCUCCCAACUCCGGAGCAACUGAGGAGAUUUAGUAUUGCACAAGCCGUACAUCAGCCUAACAUGGCGCUACAAAUGGCAGGGCCUUCGGCAACAGCAAUCCCUCAGUCCCCGCCUUCGUUGAUGACUCAGGGACAAGGCGGCGGUACCUUUAUGAGGAGCACGACAACUUCUAACAAAAUGACGCACAAGACUAAGGUCACAAAGGGCGACGAAACGGUGGAAAAUGUGGCAGAAGCUAGCGAAACUUUGGCUACUAUGGAGGCUGGUCACAUCCCUGCACCGCCACCGCUACCGACUCGGGAGCAACUCAGGCGGGCAAGUCUUGCACAAGCCGUGGUCCCCCCGCGGGUGCAUGGGGUAGGAUUCGGACGAGUCCCCUCGCCCCCAGCUUUGCCGCCUAUGGAGUUACUGAUGUCCGGAAUCUCACAUGAAUCCGGACGGGUCCCUUCUCCUCCACCGCUGCCACCCAUGGAACUUCUGAUUUCCGAAAUCUCGUUUGAAUCCAGACGAGUUCCUAAUCCUCCUGCUUUACCACCAAUGGAGCUUCUGAUGUCUGGAAUCCCAGCCUUUCCUGGGCAGGAAGUCUCCCAGGCGUUACCGGGGCCACUGCUGGAUCUGGUUGGUGCUGGGGCCAGGCAGCCAGUACCGGAUCCAAACAGGCAGUACACUGUCAUGACGAUGUACUCCACGCAGGGGUCAAACUUGCCUCAGAAGAAAGCUCGGCAUGACGAGGGCGAUGGACACGGCACGACAGAGGUCGGUGUCGGUGCAAAAACAACCAAGUUCCGCACAAACAUCCCAGACCCCCCGCCUUUGCCAGAAAUGAAGUUUUUUGUCCGAAAACCGUAUGUCCAACACAAGGGCACGUUUGGACAUGAGAUAGCGCAGAAAGUGGACCGUUUUACCCAGCGGAGGGAAAUGUCCUUAGAGCUCCACAUCGCGAGAAGGGAUUCAACCGAUUUACUCCUCGCAAUCGAGGAAAACGCGUCGAAGUUUUCCACGGAGGAAGUUGAGGAAAUGAGAAAAGAAGCAAACGAGGAUAUUGCCAAAAUCGACGCGUGUCUCAACGAACUGCUGAUGUCGACCUCAAUGAGGAACUUGUAUGAAGACUCAGAGUCAGUGGUUGAAGACUCAGGGUCAGUGUGUUCUGAAGAGUUACCACCCGUGGAGAUAGUGUCUACGGAUGACUCUCAAACAGAUCCACUGGCUAUACAAUCCGACAGUCAGCUGACGGUCCAUCUGCAUCGCCAGUCAGAUGAUUCGCAAUCGACAGAGCAAAACCAGCUCAAACUGUGCCAGCACGCCGACCACGGUGAAAGCGCCUGGCACCAGCGUGGCAACCACUACCAGGUCGUGCACGGGGAGAAGACACCGUGCUGCCUUGCAGACCACGCCCAGAACUGGAGCUACAAGCCUCCGAGAUUCAAGUGCGGCAGUUGUGACGAAACCCUGCUCAUGAAGUUCCAUUUGGAAACAGACAGUGAGGGGGAAGAUGAGGAGGAGGAGGGGCAUACUGAAGUCCCCGUGCCUAUCUGCCGCACCAAGAAGCACCAGCAUGAUCAUAACUGGACGUACAAUCCCCCACAAAUGACAUGCAAGUCGUGCCAAGUAAAAGCGGUGCUGAAAAUGCACCUGAAAAGUGAUGAAGAAGAUGGAGACCCUGCCGAGAGGCCUGUCCCCAUCUACCAUAGGUCACCGCGCAAGGAUCCUCGCACCCAUCCCCGUCUGAUACAGUCCCGAUCGGACAACAAAACCUCGCAGAUUCCGCUGGUUAGGAAACCAAGUAAAACCAGCGAGCGGAAGUAUCCUUACAGACAACCGGGGGAGAAAGCCUAUUCAACCGCGCAAGCAUCUUCACGGAAGCUGCCGGAACCUAAGGUGAUCGUGACGCCAGAGAUGCGGCGCCAGCCUGCGGCUGAGGCGGUGUCGGUGUCGGUGUCAGGAGCGGCACAGUCGUCCGCACGCCAGGGUCGGCCUCCGCCGGAAAACGUGGAAACGCGGACAACGGAUGGUACAAGUCCGCCUAAAUCCACAGCUGCAAAAGCUGACAAGCAGUCAGUAAAGGGCUCGGCUGAGCCUGCAGCUCAAACACAGAAGGGCACUGUGAAGGGAGGCAAAAGGGAGAAGACUCAAAAAGAGUACUCCCAGAAAGUUUGGGAAGCCCUUGUUGGCGACGACAAUGAAUGGGAAAGUCCCAAGACGCCCAAGGAUGCUAAGAAGCCUUCUACUGCAUCUAAAGAUGCCGGGACAAAGAGCACACAAAAAGGAGCAAAAGCGCCGAAAGUUGGACAAACCGGAGACCAAACAGCAAAAUUGACGCCUACGAAAAUUCCGCAACCGAUCAAAGAUACUGCUGUUAAGCGGAAAGAUCCCAUAAUGGGGACAACUGCACUGUCCGCAAAACGGACCGAGGUAAGGUCAACAGACAAGGCGUCUGUCACACAAGCCGCGCACCCCCCGACGAAAAUUCCGCAACCGAUUAAACAGACAGAUGCUCAUCAGCGGAAAGUUCCAGUGAUGGGCACAGCUGCACUGUCAGCAAAGCGCGCUGAAAUGCAGUCUACAGACAAGGAGUCUGUCACACAAGCCGCGCACCCACCGACGAAAAUUCCGCAACCGAUUAAGGAAAAGGAUGCUCAGCGGAAAGUUCCAGUGAUGGGCACAACUGCGCUGUCAGCAAAGCGCGCUGAAAUGCAGUCUACAGACAAGGAGUCUGUCACACAAGCCGCGCACCCACCGACGAAAAUUCCGCAACCGAUUAAAGAGACAGAUGCUCAGCAGCGGAAAGUUCCAGUGAUGGGGACAACUGCACUGUCAGCAAAGCGCGCUGAAAUGCAGUAUACAGACAAGGAGUCUGUCACACAAGCCGCGUACCCACCGACGAAAAUUCCGCAACCGAUUAAAGAAACGGGUGUCCAGCGGAAAGCUCCAGUGAUGGGCACAGCUGCACUGUCCGUAAAACGCGCCGAAAUGCAGUCAGCAGACACGACGUCGGUCAAACAAGCCGCGUACCCACCGACGAAAAUUCCGCAACCGAUUAAAGACACGGAUGCUCAGCGGAAAGUUCCAGUGAUGGGGACAACUGCACUGUACGCAAAACGUGCCGAAAUGCAGUCAACAGACAAGGAGUCUGUCACACAAGCCGCGCACCCACCGACGAAAAUUCCGCAACCGAUUAAAGAGAAGGAUGCUCAGCGGAAAGUUCCAGUGAUGGGCACAACUGCAUUGUCCGCAAAACGCACCGACAUGCAGACAGAAGACAAGCAAGCCGCGCACCCACCGACGAAAAUUCCGCAACCGAUAAAAGAAACGAGUGUUGAGCGGAAAGAUCCAGUGAUGGGGACAACUGCAUUGUCCGCAAAACGCACCGACAUGCAGACAGAAGACAAGGCGUCUGUCACACAAGCCGCGCACCCACCGACGAAAAUUCCGCAACCGAUUAAAGAGAAGGAUGCUCAGCGGAAAGUUCCAGUGAUGAGCGUGUCCAGAGCGAGCAGGCCGGGCACGGGACUGGUUCCGAAGAAACUGGAGAUGGACUUCUUCGACUCGUCAGAAGACAGUGAAGACGAGAUAGACUUGGACAAGCCCAUCUCAAAGGAGGACCUGCAUGACGACGAGUACUGGAUGGCCAUGGAGAAAAAGGCGUACGCUAUGGUAAAGACCAGUAUGGAGCAACUGGAAACGGGGCAACUGGAAACGGUCGACGAAGAGUCUCCCGUAGACGAGAAAAAGGUACAGGGAGCUUCGCCAACCGUGAAGAAACCCUCAAAAUUCGCUCGCAUGUUCCAGUCAAGGAAAGAAAGGGAGCAGAAGAUAGACAGGGAGGCCAGAGAGAUGGCGAUGAAGCAGCAGGCCGCAAAGAAGCUAGACACAGUCGAGCACAAAUCGGACCCCCCGAACGGAAAACCGGUCUAUGGCCCGCCGCUUCCUCCUGAAAUGCAGAGGGAGAAGGAAAAGAAAAAGGGCCUGGCGCGCUAUGGGCACAAGCCAGUGCCUACGCUCGCCACCAUGAAAUCAAAAGAGGAAGAGCCAAGUACCUCUCAGAAAUCUGGCGGCAGGCUAACCCCCACCAAACUAGUCGGCAAACUCAAAGGGGGCUUCACAAGGGUCAAGGAUUCGAUCCGAUCGAGGCUUUCGGGGGAAGAGAGCGACACAAGUGAAUGAUUUGUUGAUUUAUAAAGAUUCUCGGCGUGGCAAAAAAUUACAUGAACUCACGUUUUAUGUUUUGAAUGAAAUGAGUUGUGGCAAACAUGCUUCACACAUUCUUCACACAUACUUCACGCAUGCCUCACACAUGCUUCACGCGUGCUCCAUUGACACAGAAAAAAAAUAAAGGUAGAAAGAAAUGCUUCAAGUGCAUCGCUUUAAUUUCUUUCUAC
Branchiostoma belcheri (Belcher's lancelet) is the source of this 8340-nucleotide messenger RNA. RefSeq lists its product as uncharacterized. Lineage: Eukaryota; Metazoa; Chordata; Leptocardii; Amphioxiformes; Branchiostomatidae. The record is from RefSeq and is a predicted model, not a curated record.